AGGACCCAAUCGACACUCAAAUACAUCCCGUACAUUUAGUACAAUUUUUCUACGCAGCCUUUGUACGACUACACUAAAUUUUGAAAUUGAGGACGACGCGCCAGCACAGGCAGUCGUUUUCAGAUUUGAGUAUUUAGUCUACCGCAAGAACUUCUUACUUUCGAAGGUAGAGGUACUGGUUUUUCGUGAUCGUGUUUCCUUGUCUUCUUCGAUGAAAACCUUUAUCUCGUUCAUGCAGAAUUUAGAAUCCAUCCCCGCUGAUAGUGAUCCAAGUAGCGGGCAAACUUGUAUGAGUCGCCAUGGUUGAACAAACUCAGCGUCGUUCUUCCUUUCGCGGUCGUAACAGAAACGGGACUGUUGUUCAACCGCCAAUGGACGUCGCAGGAGCGCAGCAGCAGCAAGUGGACACCUUGUCCGACCCGUCGUACGAUGGGGAGCGACCGGUGUACCAGAUGGGGACCAACCUCCCCUACCUGCCGAAUUUCAUGCCGAAGAUUUUGAUGGACGAGGUCCGCGUGCACACGAAUCGCUCCGUUGUCACAGUAUCCGAAGGGUCUUCCUCCACCGAGGGGUCCCCCGGCGCAAGCAAGUUCAAUAUCAACCUGUGGGACGCCAUCAAGGACAAAUUCAACCUCGCCCGCGCAACCCUGGUCUACAGUUCCAACCUGUCCUGGGCGAACCGGGGUUUCUGUAUCCCGGCUCUGAUGGUCUACUUCAUCAUUGUGGCCCGAUGCGCCUCGGCGAUUGACCAUGAGGGCGAGAGCGAGACCUGGGACGCCCUGUUGGACACCUGCUCCGAGUGGGGCAGCCGCGGAAACGACUACGCACCCAGUAUGCUGGCGACCAUCUUGCCCAUCUUCCUGGUGGUGUUCUACGUGAAUGCAGCGAUCAAAAGGUAACGUUUUUUUGCGCGUACUUGUAGUGUUUUUACAACAACAGCUACAGCCUGUGUAGAUAGAAUUCCUUUCCUUUUCGGAGCGAGAAUGAGUUCUAGCUUUUUUCGCGAACAUAGAAACAUAAAGAUAUGAGAAGUGAACAAACCGAACAAAAUUUCCCAAACCUGCUACUUCAUGAAUCCACAGGUACUACAAGAUGUAUGACGCGUGCCGGGAGAUGGCGGACAUCACGGACCAGGCGGUGGGCAUCUGCAUGAUUGACUUUCGCAAGCACCCGGAAUGCCUGAAGGAGCAGGUGCGGUGCAUGCACAUCGCGCGGAUGCUGGUCCUCCUCCACACGGCGCGCGACACCUAUCCGGUGGAUGAGUUUUUCGUGCCGCUGUGCUCCUGCUUCGGCGACAAGGCGGGGGGCCUGCUGACCGCCGCCGAGGUGAAAAAGAUUCGGGCCGAGGGGUACAGCGAGCACUUGUGCCAGGCGUACACGAUCAAGGCGCUAAACGUGGUGUUCGCCGCGACCAAGAAGGGCAUCAUCUCGGAACCGGGCGCGGCGAUGCGCAUGAACCACCUAAACCAGAUGAUGGAAGCCAGUCAGGUGAUCGGGCGGCUGACCUCGAUGCAGUACCCGCCGACCUACACGUACUUGGUGUCCUCCACGGUCGGGAUUUCCUGUAUGCUGGAAAUCGCCUUCGCGUCCACAAGGGUGGGGUUGCUGUGGGGGCAGAUGAUGUUCUGGGAGUCGCUGGUGAUCACGCUAAUUUUGUUAGUAGCGCAGCAGGUCUGCCUCUUCGGUAUCCUUGGCGUCGCGGGGGAAAUGGUGGAUCCUUUCGGGACCGACAUCCGCGACUUCCCGAUCCUGCACAUGUGCAUCGAGCCCCUGCAGCACACGAUGCAGCUGCUGUGGCGGUACUUUCCCAUGCGGGACGACGAGCAGGCAAACGAGGGCUUUAUCUCCGAACUGGGUGAGGAGGAGCGGAAGCGGCAGAGGAUCUUGAAGAAGGAGGACCUGCAAUUCCGGCACAAGGGGAGUGACGUAGGGGAGUUUCACGAAUCCUGCCUGGUGUCCCGGGAGUUGCUGCUGACGGCGUCCCCGGCAAAGCUGGGGGAGCACUACAGCAAGGAAGCAGAGCGAACCUUGCUGGGUUUAAAGAGCCAAAUCAAGGAACAUAUGGAGGAGGAGGAGGCGGACAGGAGGAAAAGGGGGUCGAGCCGCUGA
Messenger RNA from Amoebophrya sp. A120, 2109 nucleotides. NCBI's taxonomy places the organism in Eukaryota, Dinophyceae, Syndiniales, Amoebophryaceae. The record is from the annotation of a GenBank genome assembly.